AUGAACAGCAUUGUUAAGAAGAGUCUACAGCUCAGUAGAGCGUCGCCUAUAAUAGCACGCAGCUCUUUGGUUCGACCAUCAUUAAUAGCUUCUUAUUCAACACAGCCUUCUGAGGACCUCAAGCGCCAGCGAGAUGAGCAUCUGGAACAGCUCAAGAAGUACUACCCACCAUCUCUGAUCAAGUCGAUUCUUGCUGCAGAGUCUUCCGUUUCCCCUGAGCUUUGGGAGAAGCGCCAGCAGUCAAAGGUGGACUUUGCUCCUCCUUAUACCGAAGAUUUCUCGACUUACGAUCCUCUGUACGAUUUUGGCCGACAUGAGUGGAUUGAGAAGGACCAGCCUUACCAGCCCAUUCCCCAGCGAAUUCCUCCCGGUGUUUCUCUUGAUAAGGAUAUCUUGUCGAGUAAAAGUGCUUCUGCCAUCAACAUUUCCAAGCUCCAGGAGCAGACUGGUUUGUCCGCUUCUUACAUCAAGUCUUUGACUGUGCGCCAGCUAAUUUCUAAGCGUGUUGUCAACAUGACCCGUAAGGGUAAGAUUCCCUCUUUCUACUCGCUGGCUAUUGUUGGUGAUCGCCAGGGUAAUGUUGGUAUUGGUGAGGGCAAGGACUCUUCUGAAGGUGCUCUUGCUUUGCAACGAGCCCACUGGAACGCUGUCAAGAACCUGACUUACAUUCCGCGGUUCGAAGACAGAACUAUUUACGGUUCCAUUCAGCAUAAAUACCACUCGGUCGUCAUUAAGUUGAGACCUGCUCCUCCUGGUCACGGUCUUCGUGUGAAUCACAUCAUUUAUGAGAUUUGCAAGUGUGCCGGUAUUAAGGAUCUUACUGGCAACAUUUACCGAUCCAGAAACCAGAUGAACGUUGCCAAGGGUGUCAUUGAGGCUCUUUCCACCAAGCAGACGAUUUUGGAUGAAGCUGCUGCUCGCCGUGGUAAGAAGAUUAUCGAUGUUACCAACACUUACUUCAAUUUCUAA
Magnusiomyces paraingens is the source of this 969-nucleotide messenger RNA. RefSeq names its product mitochondrial 37S ribosomal protein uS5m. Gene Ontology annotation, cellular component: ribosome. Gene Ontology annotation, molecular function: RNA binding; structural constituent of ribosome. The transcript has a single exon. The record is from RefSeq and is a predicted model, not a curated record. Lineage: Eukaryota; Fungi; Ascomycota; Dipodascomycetes; Dipodascales; Dipodascaceae. Gene Ontology annotation, biological process: translation. The coding region runs from base 1 to 969 and encodes 322 amino acids.